Molecule: messenger RNA, 12552 nt
Organism: Varanus komodoensis (Komodo dragon)
Lineage: Eukaryota; Metazoa; Chordata; Lepidosauria; Squamata; Varanidae
Gene: EIF4EBP2
Product: eukaryotic translation initiation factor 4E binding protein 2
Exons: 3
Coding region: 261-611 (116 amino acids)
Biological process (GO): negative regulation of translational initiation
Cellular component (GO): cytoplasm
Molecular function (GO): eukaryotic initiation factor 4E binding
Source: RefSeq, a predicted model, not a curated record
CUGCUGCUGGCGGAGGCCGAAGGAGAAGGUGGCGGUGGAGGCGGUGGUCGAAGAGAAGAGUGCCCCGGAGCCAGAGAGGAAGGCGGCCCUCGCCCACCGCUCGUCCCCAAGAAAGUCCAGCGCCGCCGCCCCCACCACCUCCUCCUUCAGCGUCCUUGUUCCGUCCCCUCCACCUUUUCUUUCCUCCUCCUCCCCCCGCGUUUUCUCUGCCCAGCUACUUUAUUUCUCUUCUUUCCCCUCCGGGACAAUAGAACAGGGAGAUGUCCUCCUCCGGCAGCGGCCACCAGCACAGCCAGAGCCGCGCCAUCCCCACCAGGACGGUGCCCAUCAGCGACUCCUCGCAGCUACCUCAUGACUAUUGCACCACGCCCGGGGGCACCCUGUUCUCCACCACUCCUGGAGGUACUCGAAUCAUCUACGACCGCAAGUUUCUGUUAGACCGCCGCAAUUCUCCUAUGGCUCAAACCCCUCCUUGUCAUCUUCCAAAUAUCCCAGGAGUUACCAGCCCUGGUUCCAUGACUGAGGAUUCCAAAGUGGAAGUAAACAAUCUGAACAAUCAUGACGGAAAGCCUAUAAUUGGUGAUGAUGCUCAGUUUGAGAUGGACAUCUGAUCUUCUUGAGGGUAACCAUGGAGAGACAGCAACUCCUGAUCACCUGUGCAUACCCAGCUUGGCCAACAGGAUCAAUAACUUGAAGGAUGGAAGAAGAAGCCGCUGUUUCCACUAGUAUCCUCACUUCAGCUUUUGAAGUGCCAAAGGAUAAGAGGACAAUUUCCUCCCCUUUCCCUGAAACCUGUUAGCCAUACUUUGCUUCCCCUACCCAUCUGUUUUCCCUCUGCACACCCUUUAAAAAAAUCUCAAGUCUCCCUGGUCUGUGACUGAAUUGAAGCCCCUGGUAAAUUUAUAGAGCUAAGGAAUAUACCUUGGCUUCUCGCACUUUAGAGACAACUUAUCAAAUCAUGCACAUGCGAGAACAUACUUCCAUCAACAAUUGGAUAUUUAUUACAAAAUGCAGAAGGGCCAUGAAGGGGAGGGUUGGAUCUAUGCUUGAAGGGACCUGGCACUGCCAUUAUUCUCCCCUCUCUUAACUGCUGUUAACUUGAUGCCAGUUAAUUAACUAGUUCUGAUGUAGCUUUUCUUGAUGUGCAGAAUGCACUCCCUUGGGUUUUAAUCCUUGUUCCUCAACUUCUUCUAACUGGUUGGCAUAUCUUCACAUGUGGACACAGUCUCCUGGAAGAGCAUUGCUGCAACUUCUUUUGCCUUUCCCUUUAACAAGUUUCUAUCCUGUUCCUUUAUAGUAGGUAGACAACUUUGAAAGAGCCAUGUUUCAUCAUACAUCCAUUUCAUUUUCCAUUUCAUCCCAAGGAGUGCCCAUUAUUUUUUGGGGGGAUCUUUUCAGUUUCUCUGUUUGAACCCAUCAGUGUUAAAGGGAAACUACUUUUGUUCAGAUAUAAUUCAGGAGUGCCAUCCUUGAUGGUCCUGUAUACUGUUCCUCCAUAGUCCUUCAAUUUUGCUGCUGUUUUAAAGUCUUCUGAAUUCUUUGGAAAUCUACUAUUGUGCCAAAAGGAUUAAUUGAAAUAACCUGAAUAUGCUUGAUUAGGAUGGGUUUGGCAAGAGUCUGAUGCUUUUGAGAAAUUCCUGGCAGGUUUGGGGCACCCUAAGAAUUAAGUAGUGAGCUGUUGAAAUGUGCAGAGCUGAUUUUAUGAUGUGUAACUUCAGAAGAUACAGGGUGGUGGGUGGCCAUGUAGUUGGUAGACAAUUACUCUUCGCCACAGUCUUCCCUGGGGAAAAACCACCCAGCUGUUUCUAGGUCAUCAGUUUUCUCCAUGUUUCCUGAAUUUCACACAUUACUAUGUCAGCCAGAAGAGCCAUCAAAUGUCAGCCUUGAUCUGUCUUCAGAAUGUCUGAAUGAAUUGCUGCUGAUCUCCCUUAAUCCCACCCAUCUGAUCUUUUGCUCAUUCCCGGCAUAUUGGUGACCUAUUUACAUGCUGAUUACUUUGGCAUUGGUGAACUUUGCCCCAUGGAUUGCAGUCUGUCUCGUAUUGAAAAGGCUGUUACAGAAAAAGAGCACCUUUAAUAGGUAUUUCAGAGUAACCAGGCUAUCUCAUAAUUACUGCAAGUUUGUGUGGGGUGGGGAGAACGAGUUGAAUUCAGGCAGUGGGUCAGUGCCUCAGCAGCAGUGCUACUUGCUCAUCUGGACUGCAGAGGUGCUUCUCGCUAGGGCUGUGCUUUGGAUUUAGAUGAGGACUAGUUCUGUUGGGCUCUGAGGUGAAGCAUGCUUUCCUCCGAAGCUAACAGAACUGCGGCUGCUCCAGAACAAGGCAUAGUUUGCCAACUUGUGCUUCAGAUAUAAUAUGCACUCAGACUUUGAGGUCUCUAAAUAGCAUCUUCUCAUUUCUCUAAAUGCUGCAAGUGGAGGAGCGAGUGAGGUAAAAUGACAGGUCCACCUUCUAAUCCUAAGGCAUGUUGUACAAUGGGGCGCCAAUCAGUGUGCUAUAAGGGAGGGCAAAGAUGGGAAUGUGAGAUGGCCAUUUUUCCAAUGCUACUAUGCCCCACCAUGAACAAUGCUUAUACUUGUUUACAUGCAUCAUAUCUCCCUAUCUUUUGAGCCUGUCCUUCUGAAAAAUUUCCGGUUUCUUGCCUGGGGACAUCCCAAUUUGUUAUACAAAUUGACCAAAUGACCACUUGGGAUUGGGGGAGAAGGAGAGCAAAUUUCUCCCCCUUCAAAAUUGGAGAACUUGCAUUCCAGAUGUAUUAAUGUAUGUAUCUUCCUGAAAUUAACACAUUUCAUUCUUAGGAUCACCGCUAGGCUGCCUAUAAUUUUCAGAAGGAUGGUUCACAAGGAAGGUACUGGGAUAAGUAGGUCCCUUGUGGGCCCUCAAAAUAUUCAGGCUCUCUUGCACAAAAUUUCCUCUGGCAAUGGCAGGCUUCAUCUCCCUCAGAAGAGGCAACCGCCCCCAUUUAUCCAAUAUUGCCAAAUAAAAAGUCAUCCGUUCCUAUAAAAACAAUAAGAUGCAUAAUGCAAAAGGCACUGCAUGUAAUAUGGGUCUAAGGGGUUACCAUGGCAACAGCUGUUGCCCAGUUCUGAUCAAAAGAAAAAACGUUUUUACUUUUUUUAUUGGCUGCAGUUGUCAAGGGCUUCCACAGGUGGGUUCAGGUCAAAGCUGGGGACUGGGGUAUACCUCUUAAUAUUUAUUCUAUUUAAUUGGCUAGAUGAAUAAAUGAAAAAACUUCUACCUGCUUUUUUUUAAAUCUGCCCCUGAAAAUCAGGUAGCAGAUUUUUCUUUUAAAAUCAAGCAUGUUUAGUACUUAGCAAAAACUGCAGACGAUAGGCAGUGGGAGAGGUAUUCCCUUGUCUGUUAGUCACAAUAAGGAAUGUUUCUUAAGUGGUGCUUCCUAUGAUAUAUGUGCAUAAUGUACAAAGUAUUUUCUACUGCCCAAACUAGGUUGAUUUAGGGUUUCACAAUCCUAAAUACAUUUCGUUCGAGGGAUUCCCAUUGUAUUCCAUGGAGCUUACUCCCCAAAGUGUUUUAGGAUUGCAUCCCUUAGGGGAAUGCAGGUGGGAAAUGUGCGUCCCUCUCAGAUAGUGUGGAUUACAAUUCCCAUCAUCCCAUAACCAUGUGCUAUGAUGGCUAGACCUGAUGAAAGCUAGAGGCCGACAAGAUCUGGAGGGCCACAGGUUUCCUGCUGUUCAGCUAAGAUUGGCGGCUAAAAUUGGGUAACAGCCCCACUUCUUUCACUUACUGGUUUGUUGACCAUUACUUCUGAUUACUUCGGACAAUCCCCCAAGAGUGGUUGUGCCUGCUACCUCUCAUAACUUUCUGAAAAACAACUGAUUGUGUGAAAGGCUUGCAUCGGGCUUCACAGAUACAGCCAUGUCCCACAUGCAUUUUGUGGCUCAAAUGUAAUGAGCGGCAUGGGUCCCAGCCUCAGGCAUGUGGCAACCAAGCAGUGCUUGUAACCCACGAACCAGUGCUGAGAGACAGGCUGAACAUGUGCCAAGUGCAAUUAGACGUUGGCCAACCAGGAGACAGAGGACACUUCAACUCCGCUUAAUAAACUUGCCCUAUGAUUGCAGCCUUUAGAACAGAAAUCUUAAAUGCCCCUAAGUUUCUUUUUCAAUUGGCAAAGGUCAUUAGUUCCUUUUCGAUCAUUUAAAUGGGAUGAUAUGGUGAAAUCUUUUUAUCUUCUUUGUGAGUGUGCUCUAGUUUUGCAGGUGGCAGAGCACAGAACUUGCAGGUUUAUGCCCAAUUCAUUUUGUUUGCCUACUCUAAAAUGUGAAUAAUACAGGAGCAAAAUUUGCCUUGUAACCGUUGACCUCUCAGGAAUAGUAUCUGUUUGCAGUGUUUCUGGGGAAAGCAAUGCAGUGUUUGAAGCGGUAGCGUAAAAGUGAUUAAGCUGUGAUUAACAGAGGGAAAUGCUCUUGAGGUGCACUGUAAGCCUCUUGGUUUUGCUCAGGUUGCUACCAAAGUGCACUGCAAGUUCAGUCCAGAGUCAGAACACAGUUGGAUUUCCAUCCUGCCUCACACAUAAUCACCAGCAGUUGUUUCUGGAACCUCACUGGCUAUUCUGUCAAUGAGGCAGAAAGGAUACAGCUUUGCUCUACAGUGCUGACAGUAGUGGAACAUAUUUUCCAUGGACAAAACUAUUUUAUAGUGCAAUUCUAUGUAUGAUUACUCAGAAGUAUCUGCCACUAUGUUGAAUGGGGCUUACUUCCAGGUAAGUGUGCAUAAGAUUGCAAUCUUACUUGGAAAGAAGAAGAGGAGGAGAGGGUAGAACUUCAGGUGUUGGUAACAGCUGCUGCUGUAGCUCUUUUAAAAAUUGUUUUGGACUAAAGAAAUCACUGUUAUUUUCCCCUCUGCAUGGAUUUCAUUAAUAGGAAGGACCUCUAGUAGCUGAAUUCCUUUCAUGACGUUAAAGACACAAAAUGGAGCAAGUUUUUCCUUGUGUUGCAUUCAGCAUGCAAAGGCUACUGAUACGUAGUCUGUUCUACAAACCCAAGAGAAGGAAGGCUAUUCCAGUAAUCAAGUGCUCACCUGGAAUUUGCGUGAUCACAUUUCUGUCUCUUGCUCUGCUGCAGGUGCCCCUUGUUUCUUUGGGCAAGUCUCUUAAUCUCUCUGUGCCUCAGUUCCCCAGUUUGUAAAAUGGGGAUAAUAGACUCCUACCUCACAGGGUUGUUGUGAGGAUAAAUUUGUUGACAUUUGUAAGGUGCUCUGAGAAAAUCAUGAUGAGUGCUAUGAAAAAGCCAAUAAAUAUUUUCUUGAAAGCCCAGCAAAUUGGCUCAGUCAAGGCCAUGAAAGGCGCCCUUGUUACAGCAUCCCUUUGCUUCAUUUUCCUAGGGAUCUUGCUUGGCUACUAACAAUUUAGUGCAGUCUUUUUAACAAAUCAAAGGCCAGCCUAUUGGCUCUGUUGCUGGGGAGGUGGUAAAAAGCCCUUUGCAGCCUCCUCUGCUUCAUGCUGAAGGAAUUGGCCAAGGUGUACAAUUGGAAAGUGGGUCCUUGGGAUUGAGGGUGUUUGGCAGAGCCCACAGGGCCAGGUCACGGGCUGCCAGUCAUCGGCAACCCAGAUGCAUUGAGGACAGUCUGCCUGAUGACAAGUGGCAGUUUUUAUAUUGCAUCUGCUUGGGAGAAAACCCAAGUUACACGGUGUAAGAUAUAGAAGAAAUUCUUUGUAAAGUCUGCCUAAUUUCAUUCGGAGCACACAGUCUUCCAAGUGUUGCUCACUCACUGAUGUGCUGUUAUUACUUGGGGAGGGAGAGGCAAGAAGGAAAUGUGAAGGUCAAACCAGUUCCCCAUUAGGUUAUCAGUGGUGAUUAAACAGUCAAGGUUAUGAAUUCUGUGGCUUUACAUUUUAAAGUAUCAAUAUCUACUUAAGAGCAAAGACUUUUAAAAUAUGUGCUUUCCUGUUGUUAAUAAUACUAACCAAAAAUGAUAAAACUAAAAUACAGUAAAUCCAGAAUAUUUAUUGACAGCUUUCAGUCUGGAGGAGAUUCUUGACUGUAACCUUUUGGGCUGUACCUAACAGCCUUGUUCUCAGGCUGCCAUGCUGGGUCACAAAUGCUGUUGGAUAGCAUUUAAUUAGCAACUACACAUUGCAGGAACCGAGCAUUUUGUGUACCCUGGAUGUCACUUGUUAGAAUCCGAGAAAGCAGAGUUGGUUGCAUAUUGAUAAAACCUAAAAUUCGAAUGUUAACCGCUUUGUGAAAUCCAAUAUUGUGUGGUCCAGUGAAACCUUAUGCAGAGAUGGGGCAGAUGUUGAAAUAGCUCCCAGUUGUCUGGACCCAUCUUUAAACUUUGGGCUGCUGUUGGAAUGAGGCAGCCAGUGUCACUAAUAAGACACUUACUGUAAAUGAUCAUCCUUUUGAUUGCUGGAUGUAUGUUGAAUGUGUGUGCGCACGUGCGUGUGCACACCCACCUUUUUCUCUUUUCAAAUGCAGUUAAAACCAGGCAGGGAUCACCAGCAAAAUUGGGCGUUUACAAACAUGCAUAAUGCAUACCCUCCACACCACAUGUCAAAGAAAAGUUUGCAAAUACAUGAUCACAUGAGGCGCUUGUCUCUGUUGGAUCACAGAGUAGCUUUACAUAAUGUUGACUUUUUAAGGCUACUUUGUUAAUAUAGACGCAUGUUAGCAGCAGCCUAAUAUGCAUUCUAGCAGAUUAUUAAGUUUUACGGACAUUUGGAAGAACUGCAUAGGUUACCUGAACAUUUGUUUAGUAAUAAUAGCUUUUUUCAGCAGUUUCUUUUCUGAAACCAGUUGGUUUAACAAACUACAGAUUAUACUAACUUUAACUUUGUUAAUGUAUUCUAUCCUAAAAGCACAUUGAUUUCUUUUAAAAGAAAACAUCUCCGAGGCCCAAGGAUUGAGGCGUAUCAGUGCAGCUACUAAAAAAUAAGGCAAGAAGCUUCAUUUCCCUUAGUUCCUGAUUCUUCCUGCUGCAUGGCACAUAAUCCUGGUGAUUAAAUUACAGGUUUUUUAAUUUUAAAGUUGUUCAGUUUUAAUGUGUAGUGGGAUUAGAGACCUGUAUCUGCAUCUCACAUGGCAAAUUAAGGAUUAGCAAAUCUUUAAUUUGUGCAGGUCAAUUCUUUCUAUAAGCCAUCUUUGAUUGGCCUGAUUGGAAGCUGCCACUGUAACACACAAAGCCAGAAGUAAUGGGUUGUGUACAGUUCUAACAUGAGCAGUUUCAUAAGCAGCAUGCGUCCUUGCAAACUGUGGGUUAAAUAGCCUACAGUUUCCUGCUCUGAUGUGCGAACUGAGCCAUUAUUUCACACAUUGGAGCUUUAUGUCUGCAGUCAAAAUGUAAUAACCCUUGAUACGCAGAUUAGAUUUUUCCGGCUGGCCCUCACUUUGAAUUCUUUGUGUUGUCUUGAAAAGGCUAAAAUACUACGGUUUAUGUUACACAGAGGAAAGAAUUAUGGCAGGAAUCAUGAGGACGCUUGCUUGCCCCAUUUGUGAAUGGGCCAAUGCAAAGGUGGCCUGCCUGUAGGAAAUCGACAUGGGCUAAAAGAAAUUUGCCUUAAUAGACUGACCCUACACAUUUCCCACUGAGUUCAGUAUGACUGAUUUCCACAUAAUUUUGCAUAAGGUUGCAGCCUAAGCUUUCCAUCAGUUGGUUUGUCUACUUUGUAACUUGACGUUUGCACUUUAUUAAAUUCAUAGCAAAUCAACACAUCUUUAAUGUCUUGAAAUUUGCUUUGUAGACGUAGAUGUUCUCACAGGAGUGGAGCCCAAAUGAGAUCAGUGGGGCUGCUGCACUGUUUUAGCAGUGUAGGCUAAUGGAACUGAUUGCAAACCUUCUUAUGGAAAGUUAAGGUUUGCUUAGGUCUUCCAUGCCCCACUUCCUGCCCAGCAGUGCAGUGCAGUGCAAUUUUCUAGAAUUACAUUAAGGAAUAAGGUUUAAUCUUUGGCAGCUGUGUAAAAAUUUUGCUGCCAGUGUUUAUGCUGUAUGGACUUUACUUGAAGGAUUUCUACCUGAUGGCCAACUGAGUAGAAAACCCCAUUUUUCUGAAAAGAACUUGCCAUUGCUUUCUCAGUCCUGCAUUUUCAUAAAUGCAGUCGUCAGUCUGAUAGCCUUAUAGUCUGUCUUCCUCUGGAAGAGGCCUCCAAAGUUAAAUGACUGGCAGAUUUUUCCCCUCCAUAUUCCUGCUUUUUUAAAAAGCAGCGCUUGACGGUUGAUACUGCAAGUGUUCUUCUGAUAACACUGGUCUGUCCCAAUCAGUUUAGAAGAGUAAGACUCCAAUGUUUAGUCAGCUAACUGCUUCAGAACAUUUUGGUCAAAUAAAAUAAUUCCAUUUAAAAAAAAUACUAGACUACAUAGACUUGGAGAACUUACACCAAAGCUUUCCCCAGCUGGUGCCCUUCAAAAGUGUUGGACUACCACUUCCAUCUUUCCAAACCAGCAUGUCCUUUGGUAUGAUGGGAGUUGUAAUGGAAAAAUUUAAAGAGCACCCACUUGGGGAAGGCCAACUUACUGAAAUGGCAGAUGACACGCACCACCGUUUCCCCUCCUGUAUAAGAGAACAGGGUGGAAUCUUCUAAGAUUAUUUUUCCUGUAACACGGGCUUGUGUCAUCCAUGUCUUAUAUGUUUUUCUUUAGAACUAAGGUUUUCUCAUGUACAAAUAUUUGCAGGUUGAUUAAAUUGACCAAAACUCCUAUGAACACUAUUUCUUUACUAGAUUUAUAGCCUUAUGGAUUAAUCUCUAUUAAUAGUCUUAUGCAGUUAGUGAUGGAUGAUAAAUCAGGAAUUCCCACCUUCUCUAUCCCAGGGCUGCUCCGUUCUACUGUCAGUUUUCUAGAAGCCAGAACAAUGUCUUGCCAUACACACCAACGUCCUCCUGUAUGGUCAGGCUAUGUAAUAUACUGGGUGUAAUUAAUGCAGUAAAAGGAUUUUGCCCAAGUACAAGUGCUCCAUAAUUCAGGAAUUGCAUAGAAAAUCCAGAGCAAAUGCUAGAGCUAUAUGCAAAGUAUUUCUCCUGCUGUUCACAGACAUAUUUUUCCUUGUAAUGACAUUGUAGGAAAAUUUUUACCAUGGCUUUUGAUUAAAAUUUGGUAGGGCCACCAAGAAAUAGUGGCUUGGAUAUGGCAGGACUGGAUGUGAGGAAAGGAAAGACGAUUGUAUAGUAAUUUGUAUAACAAGACACCUAAGGGUGACUCCUCAACAAUGCUGGAUGAGAUCAGUUAUCUCAUAAUUAGUGCGGCAUUCUGUUCCCACAGUGGCCAAACCCACAAGCAGGAUGUGAUACAGUAGCAUCCUCCCACUUCAUAGUAUUCCCUAGCUACUGGAUAUCAGACCCAUGCUUUCUCUGACACUGGUGUUUAUUCGAUCCAUAAUGAGCAGUAACUAUUGAUAUUUUUUCCUCCAUCCUACAAAGACAUACCCAAAAUUAAUCGGAUAACAUGCUGCAAAAAACAUGUCCCUGAAAAGGGUGCUUAGAUACGCUAUUUGGGGGCACGUUGCUGAAUGGCAGGCAUUUUUAAUGUAUUUUCAUUUGAGAAUGUCAUUUGGGAAACUCGUGCUGAAAAAGUGAAACAUACAGUGCAUAUAUUUGCUUAGAACUGGGGAGUUGGCAGAGCACCCAUCUCUGUAGUUCUUCUAUUUGACAACUGACCCUUCAAAUGUCUGAUGUGACUGCUAUUGAAUGAAAACUGUCAGGAGGCUAAGUGCUUUGCCUUACUUUUCCAUCUUUAUAUAUAAAAAACAGUUGAGUAUUUCUUCAAGCCCCAUUGCUUGGCUGUCCUGGUACUACAGUUAUUUAUGUUGAUACUGAAGCUGCAAUUUGUUUAUAUGCUGUAUUUCUUGUGGCAUAGCAAUUCAGAUACUGGGUUUUCCAAGGAGCACAGUCCUUAACUAAAAUUGAGGUAUUUAAACUUAAUUUAGCUAAGAAUUUGGCAAUUUUUCACAACUGUCUUUUUAGUCCAAUUUUCAUUCUUUUCACUGUUGCACUGCCUUGUAUCUGGCACUCUCCAACUGGUUCUUGGAACCAGGAGGUUGGUGUGGAUGCUUCUUGAGUAGUCUAAAAUAGUUGGCAUAAAUGAGCCACUUCUGGGGGAAGGGAGUUUGCUACAGUCUGAAAGCAUGACUGAUAUCAGGAAUACAUAGUGCAACUGUGUUUUUUUUCUCCUUAAGCAAUUCUUUCCCUUCAAAGAUUCAUAUUUGUAAUUCUUUCUUGCAUCUCUUUUGGGGGGGCAUAAAUCUAUUUUAACAGUGGUAAAAGAAUUGAAAGCAGUGCUUGCCAUUGCUCAUGGCUACUGUGAUUUAUUUUUGUUAUAUUAGUAACCCCUUUAGGUAUACUGAACAAGCAACAGAUAAUGGAUGUUUAUAUGUGGCCUUGGAAUGUGUCUAGUGGUAUACUAGAGUACCAUAAUGUUGUUGUUGUUGUUGUUGUAACUAUGGAGAGGACAGAAGCCACAUUUUGAAUACUUGGCCAAAUCAGUACUGAAGUUCUUACUGUCACCAAAGAUAAUUUCCCCAGUGUGUCAAUAGAAACAUUUCCACCAAUGAAAAAUGCUUCCUGGGCCAAAUUAUUUGGGGGUUCUCUUACAGUCUAUGGUAGUUAGUGAUGGGGUGCAAGUUGCUUACCUGGUUUGCAUUUGUAAUUCAACUAGGGCUCCAUUCUUUGAGCAGUGGUGCUAGUUUCAUUAAGGUAGGGAUGGGCAAAAGGUAAUCAGGAACUACUAGUAUAUUGGCAAAGGUUUCUAAUAGUAACUACAAAGGAAAAACUCUACCACCAUCCCUAAAUUACAUGACUGAAAAAUAAUGCUGAGUGGGAUAAAAUUCAUAGUGGACUUUUGUAUGAAAGGAUUUGUGAGCUUGGUACUGUGAUAAAUUCCUAAACUGGGUAUGUGCUGAGAGGCACCCUGUCCUUUAAUUUCUUAAUUCUUAGUGUAUGUUUACUUGCUUGACCCAUUAUAGUUACCCGGCUUUGGUGGAUGAACCUAAAGCUUCUCACAAAACAAAAACGACCCAAAGUAGAUCCUGUAAGAUUGAAGGCUGUCCACCCCUUAACAAAUCGAAGGAUGGUUUUCACAUCAGUAGACCAUUUCGUGCUGUGGAUCCCUUCGAGCUAUCAUCACCAUCUUCUCAUCAAGGAGCGGCAUUUUAUGCCAUCCUUGAGUACUUGCUUUCCACUGCCAUCACAGUAAUAAUAAUAUCUCUUCGCAAUUUCUGGUGCCUCUCAUUUGUUCAUGGUACUUAUGUCCUUGAUAUUUCAGUUGAUUGUUAUUUCCAUUUAGCAGUUAGAGUUGGUCAUAUUCUGUAUUUUCCUGUAGAUCUUACAACUGGAUUAGUUUAGUACUUGGGAUCUUUUGGUAUCAAAAAUGCAGAGAUCUUCACUCCGCCCCCACCCCAAGUUCUGUUCAUUUUAUCUUUCUCUUAAUGUAUAUGGCUGUUUGAUGUAGCACAGAGUUUUAACUCCCAGUUUCUUUCUACCCAUGAGCUUGGGGAACAGAACCUUCUCUAUUUUUGUUAAUAAUGUUCUACAGUGGUUAGGAGUUCAUGUAGGAAAUCUUGAUAGGCAUUUCGAGUGGUGCCUCUUCUUAAACUUUAUGCCCCUGUUAACAAGAUCGAUGUUUUGUUAUGUGAACUGAACUAGGGUAUGACAGUUCAUAAAACAGAUGGCAGCAAACAAAUUUUCCUUAUGCAAAUGUUGCAUGGUAAUAAGCUGCUUGCCUUUUUUGCCCCCCUCAUCCUGAUGCUAGGCUGCACAGGGAGAGUGGUAGUUUGAAAGGUUUGCUUUUGCUAGUCAUCUGCAAAAAUUGGGUAACUGUGGAAAAAGAGAUCUGUAGAGUGGAGAGAGGGUGAGUGCAAAAUAUAUGUAUGUGGGUGGAUGUUUAUGCACACACAGAUAUAUAAAUAUAUAUAUAUUACUUUUAGGAAAAAGCUGUAUUGAUUAUUUUAAUGCAGGAAGAAAUGACUUAGGACUGAUUUAUAUGGAAUUAUCUGGUUUAGCAGAUAUGUUUCACCAAACCAGUUUUACACACAUCGAGGGUAACUUAUCUAAAACGGCAACCCAAGUGGCAAAUGCAGCAGCAACCAGAUCUAAAAAUAUUGUAUGUAAUCAAACAAGAUAUGAGGGGAAAUUCAUCAGCACCUUGGUCCCUGUUUACAUGAGGAAUGCAAUGAAACUAACCUUGCUCCUCCAUCUUCCCCCUCAUGUCUCCAUCACUGCAAGAUGGCGAUCCAGUGUGCCUUUCUUCACCUUAGUCAGGGGAAGAACUAUUUAUAACAUGGCAGAGCAGCUUGCUUUUGGGGGCUUUUGUUGGGAGAAAUGAAAAGGCUGCUGCCAGUAAGAUGACGGAAUGUUCAUGACACAUUUAAGGACUUUUGAUUCUACAUGCCGCCCUUCCCAUUUAUUGCCCCUUCACUCCCUCACCUCCAUAUUCUUUGUUUAAAUGUAAUCCUGUUUGUUUGUUUUUUAAAAAUACGAACAGAGAGUGUCCAAACAAUCACUGGGCUACUUCUGUACAAAUCUGGUCUUUACUGAAACAGGUGUUUGGGAAAACACUCUCACCAAUGGUUGCUGUUACAGUGAGAUCAAUAAAAGAUCUUGAUUAUA